This is a messenger RNA of Xenia sp. Carnegie-2017, 1666 nucleotides long. Its product is annotated as nuclear transcription factor Y subunit gamma-like. The record is from RefSeq and is a predicted model, not a curated record. The coding region runs from base 82 to 1248 and encodes 388 amino acids. Gene Ontology annotation, cellular component: CCAAT-binding factor complex; nucleus. Gene Ontology annotation, biological process: regulation of DNA-templated transcription. Gene Ontology annotation, molecular function: protein heterodimerization activity; DNA binding; DNA-binding transcription activator activity, RNA polymerase II-specific. NCBI's taxonomy places the organism in Eukaryota, Metazoa, Cnidaria, Anthozoa, Malacalcyonacea, Xeniidae. The transcript has 11 exons.
UCUGCUGGCGGUAAAACUAUUAUGUGAAGUGAUUUCAAUGAACGUGUAUCGUAAACAGAAGCAUCUCCGUUGUACGUAUUUAUGAUGACAGACCCAGUGUAUUCCGAGGCAGUGCCAAAUCCUGGACAAACUGAAGCGGGGCAGCUGCUUGCAAGUUUUUGGCCCAAAAGAACCCAAGAAAUUAGGGAUAUGACUGACUUUAAGACUCAAGAGUUGCCUUUAGCUCGAAUAAAAAAGAUUAUGAAACAAGAUGAGGAAGUUAAGAUGAUCAGUGCUGAGGCGCCAGUCCUUUUCGCCAAAGCAGCUGAGAUUUUCAUCAACGAACUUUCAUUGCGGGCUUGGGUUCACACCGAAGACAACAAGAGAAGAACUUUACAAAGGAACGACAUCGCAAUGGCAAUCACAAAGUAUGACAUGUUUGAUUUCCUCAUCGACAUUGUUCCUCGAGAUGAUCUCAAACCCAGCAAACGACAGGAAACCAUCCGUCACACGAUCAUGGCACCGCAAGACCAAGUUCAGUAUUACUUUCAAUUCUCACAACAAUACCAGCAGCCUCACGGUGUCCAAGCCAAUCAAAAUCAAGCCCAGCAGCUUCAGGUAACCAAUCAACCACAGGCAGCAAUCAUUGGUGGUAUAGCUCAACCUCAACAAGGCGCGGUCGUCGUUUCCAUGCCUACCGCUCAGCAGCAACUAAUUCAAACCCAACAGCCAGAUCAAGGGGAAGCAACGUAUCAGAUUCCCUUCCCGAGUUCAAUGCAGUACAUUAAUCGCAUACAACAAAUGGCGACCGUGCAACAAAUACAACAGCAACAACAGGUGCAACCGGGGCAACAGACGCAACAACAGACCGGAACUGUUCAGGUGCAGGGUGUCGUCACUUCACAACCGCAACUGGGGCAAGCGCAGGUCGCUCAGGUGCAACAAGGAGCCAUGCAAGCACAGCAGUCUCAACCUGGUCAGCAGCAAGUCGCGAGUCAAGAAAUCGAGCAAUCGUCGGACGCGCAGAAUGUUAGACAAACUAUGACGCAAGCUUCUGGAACUCCGCAGCAAUACGCCUCAUUUGUUGGUCAGAUCUAUCAAUUGACUGCACCGGGGCAAGACGGUUCCCAACAAGUCUACAUCGCCGCGACCCCGGAACAAGCACAACAGCAAGCUCAACAGGUGCAGGUAGCUCAAGCAGCGCAACAAACUUCCGGUCAGCCGGAGAACGAACUCUCUCAAACUUCCGAUCAGCAACAAUCGCAGUAGCAAUAACGAAAAGGUACAGUCUGUCGACUAUACUGUUGAAAUAUAUCAAGCACAGAGUGCCCAUUGCCACACUCCCAAAUCUGGCAAACUUUCAAUGAGGAUUAUGAGGUGAUCAUUCAUUACUUCUAAAAGUUAAAGUUUUGGCAGACUGUAAAAAUAUCAACACUGUGUUGCUUCAGUACAUUAUUUAUUUGAUGUGCAGAGAUUAACCAAACGUUAAAACGCUGUUUCCUUAUAGCCAGUAUUUCGCUUUGAAGUCCGGAAAUAGUCAUACAUAUUUGAUAUUACAUAUUCAAAGCAAUAGAAUCAUAGGUAAUCAGGAAAAUACCUAGACUUAGAACAUGCCAUUCGUAUAAGAACAAACAGCAAACUAUCUCUAACGCUAUCGUUAUUAUAAAAUUGUACAAAAGAUGCUUUA